AUGACCUCACUGGUUCCAGUGCCAAAACCUUCAUAUUCCCCGACCAGAGAAGCUCUAGUGAAGGCUAUUCCCUCAAAAGUCAUCUGUCUGCUGGCCUGUGGGGGGAGAGACUGUCGAUAUGAAGGCCCUGCCUGCUGGAGACCCAGUCAACAAGCCAUUAAGGGGCUUUUCUCUAGCUGGGUGACUGAUGACAUUGUUGCCAUGGCACGACCGUCUACCCAUCUCAUUAAGAGAUACAACAUGAUAGACCAGUUUAAAAAGUUAAACAUUAAAUCCAUCAUUAACAUGCAGCUACCUGGUGAACACACACACUGUGGCCCUGAACUGGAUCCUGACAGUGGCUUCACAUAUUCACCUCAAAUAUUCAUGGAGAACCAGAUUUACUUCUAUAACUUUGGCAUGCCUGAUUUUGGUGUAUCGUCUCUGGAGGGGAUGCUGGACGCAGUAAAAGUUUUAGCCUUUUCUGUGCAGGAAGGUAAAGUGGCUGUGCACUGUCACGCUGGACUGGGCAGAACAGGAGUUCUGAUUGCUUGCUACUUGAUCUAUACACUGAGAAUCAGUGCCAGUGAGGCUGUGCACUACGUUCGGAUAAAGAGACCCCGUUCCAUUCAAACCCGAGCACAGAUCGACUUGGUGUUUGACUUCGCGAGGCUCCUGGGCUUCACGUUGGCACAGUUUCCCUGUCAGAGCCUGCGACACGGUACACCUUUCAGCCUCGGUCAGUAUCUCCAGCACCAGGCCCUGCUGUUACAUGGGAAAGAGGCUCAGCAGCUCAUGUACACCCCCAAAAUCCUGCAUCUUCUGUGCAGCCUUUUAGUGACCCUCUGUCAGGAAGCAGCCGGUUCUCCUGAAGUUCAGGUGGAACUGAAGAGAAAGGCGAGCAUUCUGGAUCUACAGCGGGUUGUAAGGGCCACGCUGGUGCUGAGACGGUAUCUGCCUGUCCUGAUAGAGGAGGAAGAUUCUUAUGAGUCUGUGUCUUCAUGCGUUGAGCCUUUUGGAUUCCUAGAGCGGAAAAGGAACGUGCUUCUGAACAAGCGCAGUUACAGUGACUCAGAUCUGAGCAAAAUCUCUUUAAAUGAGGGCACUGAGUUCAUACACAGCUUUGGAUUAUUUAAGGAAGGCGACAAACUCAGCAAUGGGAUUAUACAUUAUUUAAAAGAUGAGAAAUCAAUUAAUUCUGCGAUCAAUGCCACGGUGAAUACGAGUGAUUGUGUGGCACACAAAUGCCCCCCUGUUUCUCCAUCAAAUUCUCACAUAUCUAAGAGCAACUCUGGCAAGAAAGCAAACAGAUUGAUGAACAAAUUCCAGCCGUUUCCACCAUUCAGCUCCAAUACAGAGCUUUGUAAAAACCACAGAACUUGUAAAUUAUCAAUAGCAUCAAGAGCAGUUGCCAACACAAUGGCACAACAAGAACCUCCCGGAGACAAAAUCCUUCAGAGAGCAGCAUUAUUACAGAAGGAACUGAACGUAAGUGCGUAUGGAUGGGCCACACUAGCCAAGGAGACGGAUCCAAAAGUUCUUAGUGCUCUAAUGUGGGACUGGCUAGAGAAACUAAAGGAACCUUUACUCAGCGCAGGUGACAUUAACAAUCUAAUAAACAUACCUGGACAAAAUCCUCUUAUAAUGCUGAAUAAGUCUCAGCGUUGCACACUGUGUUGCCUGCUGGAUUGCAUUGCUCGAGUGACGGCUCAGUGCCCACAGUUUACAAAUGCCAUCCUGCUACGACUUAUACAGGCACUGACCAAGUGCUCUACAGAGAUGGCAAACCAUGUCGCCCUACUGAAGAUGUUUGAAGCUAAAAUAAAAGAUCUGCGACGUCUCUCACAAUUCCGCUUAGUCACAGGGGUACCGGUUACCAACAAAACCUCUUUUGGAGCUCAAAUCAAAUAAAGAAAAUAA
Trichomycterus rosablanca is the source of this 1899-nucleotide messenger RNA. RefSeq lists its product as uncharacterized. The transcript is spliced from 11 exons. The record is from RefSeq and is a predicted model, not a curated record. Gene Ontology annotation, cellular component: cytoplasm. Gene Ontology annotation, molecular function: protein tyrosine phosphatase activity; protein tyrosine/serine/threonine phosphatase activity. NCBI's taxonomy places the organism in Eukaryota, Metazoa, Chordata, Actinopteri, Siluriformes, Trichomycteridae. Gene Ontology annotation, biological process: cilium assembly; protein dephosphorylation. Bases 1 to 1890 code for a protein of 629 amino acids.